AUGCAGCACCCGCUGGAACUGGGGGCCGCGCACUAUUUCCCGGCCGAAGCCUUCCCCGACCACCGCUCGCACCGCUACCGGAGCUUCAUGAUCGAGGAGAUCCUCACCGACCCCCCGGACGCCAAGGGGGCCGCGCCGGCGGGGGAGCUGCUCAAAUUCGGGGUGCAGGCGCUGCUCUCCGCCCGUCCCUACCACAACCACCUCGCGGUGCUGAAGGCGGAGCCGGCCGCCGUGUUCAAGUUCCCGCUGGCUCCCCUGGGCUGCUCGGGGCUGGGCUCGGCGCUGCUGGCCGCCGGCUCGGGGCUACAGGGCGGCUCCGCGUCGCCCCAUCUCCCGCUGGAGCUGCAUCUCCGCGGCAAGCUGGACCCCGGCCCCCCGGAGCCGGGCGGCAAGGCCAAGAAGGGGCGUCGGAGCCGCACCGUCUUCACCGAGCUGCAGCUCAUGGGGCUGGAGAAGCGCUUCGAGAAGCAGAAAUACCUCUCCACGCCCGACAGAAUAGACCUGGCCGAAUCGCUGGGGCUUAGCCAGCUCCAGGUGAAAACCUGGUACCAGAACAGGCGCAUGAAAUGGAAAAAAAUAGUGUUGCAGGGGGGCGGCCUGGAGUCCCCCACCAAGCCCAAGGGCCGCCCCAAGAAGAACUCCAUCCCCAGCAGCGAGCAGCUCUCGGAGCAGGAGCGGGCCCGGGAGGCCGAGAAGCCGCCCGAGGGCGUGGGCUCGCCGGCCGAGGUCAGCCAGGAGGAGUGAGGGUG
This is a messenger RNA of Calidris pugnax (ruff), 749 nucleotides long. RefSeq names its product BARX homeobox 1 (gene BARX1). The record is from RefSeq and is a predicted model, not a curated record. The transcript is spliced from 4 exons. The coding region runs from base 1 to 744 and encodes 247 amino acids. Lineage: Eukaryota; Metazoa; Chordata; Aves; Charadriiformes; Scolopacidae. Gene Ontology annotation, biological process: regulation of transcription by RNA polymerase II. Gene Ontology annotation, cellular component: nucleus. Gene Ontology annotation, molecular function: DNA-binding transcription factor activity, RNA polymerase II-specific; RNA polymerase II transcription regulatory region sequence-specific DNA binding.